Messenger RNA from Closterium sp. NIES-67, 1818 nucleotides. The record is from the annotation of a GenBank genome assembly. NCBI's taxonomy places the organism in Eukaryota, Viridiplantae, Streptophyta, Zygnematophyceae, Desmidiales, Closteriaceae.
CGGCCAGGCUAGCCCACCACCGCCAUCGUCGCCAGCUUCAGCCUCUAGCUCACUUUCACGUGAGAGAGACGCCACCAUGGCGACUCGUAGCGGGCUGCUGCUGCCAAGCAGUGCCAUCCUCCUCGCGCUGCUGGCUCUUACCAUUUCCGCGACCGUCGCACAGAGCAACAACCUCGUCGCAAGCAAGCACAGCGCCGUGAACGUCGCUCGCCGCGGUCUGGUCCAGGCCUUGGCAGCCGGCGGCGCCUACUCCACCCUCGACAGCGACAGCGACGACCACAACGGUCACAACGACGAUGACCACUCCAGCGGCGGCUAUCACGACGGCGACGAUCACAGCAGCAGCGGCGGCUAUCACGACGGCGACCACUCGUCGUCGGACGACUACUACAGAUCGCCGUCCAAGUCGCCCUCGAAGUCUCCCUACAAGUCGCCUUCCAUGUCGCCCGUGAAAUCCGCGGGAAAGAAAUCGCCUGGAAAGUCGCCGAGUAGGUCGCCCAGCAAGUCGCCAGGAUACCGCGACGGCGACGACUACAAGUCGCCCGGAAAGUCACCGAGCAGGUCGCCCGGCAAGCCCGGCUAUCGCGACGACGACGAUUACUACAAGUCCCCCGGGAAAUCCCCUUCCCGCUCCCCCAGCCGUUCCCCCUCCCGUUCCCCCAGUCUCUCCCCCUCCCGCUCCCCCUCCCGCUCCCCCUCUCGCGGCUCCCCCAGCAAGUCGCCCGGCCGCGGCGACGAUCACGACGACGACUACUAUCACAAGUCGCCCGGGAAGUCGCCCAGCGGCGACGAUCGCGACGACUACCACAGCACCAGUUCUGUCGUGAAUCCCCCCGCGCCAGUUGACAUCGCCAAAAGCAGCUCUUACUCCACCCUAGACAGCGACGACGGCGACCUCUCCAGCGGCGGCUAUCAUGACGACGACGAUCACCACGACGGCGACGAUCACAGCAGCAGCGGCGGCUAUCACGACAGCGACGGCGACCACUCGUCGUCGGACGACUACUACAGAUCGCCGUCCAAGUCGCCCUCAAGGUCUCCCUACAAGUCGCCUUCCAAGUCGCCCGUGAAAUCCGCGGGAAAGAAGAAGUCGCCUGGAAAGUCGCCGAGCAGGUCGCCCAGCAAGUCGCCGGGAUACCGCGACGACGACGACUACAAGUCGCCCGGAAAGUCGCCGAGUAGGUCGCCCGGCAAGCCCGGCUAUCGCGACGACGACGAUUACUACAAGUCCCCCGGGAAAUCCCCUUCCCGCUCCCCCAGCCGUUCCCCCUCCCGUUCCCCCAGCCGUUCCCCCUCCCGUUCCCCCAGUCGCUCCCCCUCCCGCUCCCCCUCCCGCUCCCCCUCUCGCGGCUCCCCCAGCAAGUCGCCCGGCCGCGGCGACGAUCACGACGACGACUACUAUCACAAGUCGCCCGGGAAGUCGCCCAGCGGCGACGAUCGCGACGACUACCACAGCACCAGUUCUGUCGUGAAUCCCCCCGCGCCAGUUGACACCGCCAAGAGCAGCUCUUCUGGCGGAUUCGCGUCGUGGUUUGGCGGCCUUCUCGGGAUUGGCCAGUAGAGGAAAUUGCACUCGGAUUGUUGGAUCCAAGGUGGGCUGUGCGGGUGGUUUAUCCAAGUUGGAUCUGUCUGAGUCACUGAGCGUGCCACGUAUCAGGGGGUAGGAGGGGUUGCAAGGUUAUAAGUGGUGCUGUCGUUUCGGAUCUGUCGAGGAUGUCUCACAUGUGGGCUGUGUGGGUGGUUGUGUGGACUGCUGCUUAUUAUUUGGGCAGUGCUGGUGGUGCAUAUUAUUUGACAUAAUGGGAUGAUGACAUUUGG